AUGGUUACGAACGUUUACGUCUCGGCAGUGACGCAGGACAAUAUUUCCCGUCAUGAGCUCCUCGCCUGGGUGAAUAAUCUUCUGAAGGCUAAUUUCUCGAAAAUAGAAGAAAUGAGCACGGGUGCUGCCUAUUGUCAACUUACACAUCUAUUGUUUCGAGAUUCUAUAAGUCUUCGUAAAGUGAAAUGGAACAGUCGUAACGAAAUGGACCAUAUCAACAAUUGGAAGAUACUCGGCACCGCUUGGAAAGCGCUCGGGGUUGACAAGCCUGUACUUGUGGAACGACUGACGAAAGCCAAAUUCCAAGACAACUUUGAAUUUCUUCAAUGGUUCUUCAAAUUUUUCAACGCCAACUAUGUGGACGAGUGCGAGGAAUAUGAUGCAUUAGCUGCUCGAGGAGGCGAAACAUCACUUUUGUUAACGCUAUCACUCAGUUUUAACCUCAACUCUUACCCUCGUCCAUCAAAUGCAGCAUAUUUUGUUGCAACACCUCACUCCAAAAUAAUUCUGAUUUCAAUGAUUAGAAUACAAAAAUGCGAACUAUUUUCCAAUUCUAAUAUUACGUUUUUUUUUUGUUUUUUAGACCCCGGAAUCUUUAUGCUCUUGAUUGAUUUCCAUGCUUCGCCUUAA
Haemonchus placei is the source of this 630-nucleotide messenger RNA. The record is from the annotation of a GenBank genome assembly. Lineage: Eukaryota; Metazoa; Nematoda; Chromadorea; Rhabditida; Trichostrongylidae.